AUGGACUUAAAAUUGGAUAGGGAAGCCCUCCAAAAAGAGAAGAAGACGUUCUACUUGGACUACAUUGACAAGAAAGAAGAACUGAUAAGGGAUGAAGAGAAGCUCACCGAGAAUCUCAAGAGGGUCGCUAAGGAAGCAAUGGACUUGAAAUUGGAUAGGGAAGCCCUCGAGAAAGAGAAGAGGCUCUUCUAUAUCCAAGUCGAUGAAAUGAGAGGAGAACUAAGAGAAGAAAAAGAGGAACUCAUCACAGCGCAAGAGACACUCAGGAAGGACAUUGCUGCCUUCAACCAGGAGAAAGAAGAAUUCUAUCGGAUGCAAGACCUAAAUGAAAGGAAAGACGAACUGAAAAAGGAUUCGAGACUUAAGGAAAAGUCUCAGGAUACAUGCAGCAGAUCAGUUGGCAUUGGAACAAAGAGACAGGGGCCAAACAGCAUGCAGCUUAUGAUCGAGGAAUUAGAAAAAUUCAUGGAAGGUUUUAAUAAAGAAGUUAAUGGAAGCAGGAAGUGUAGAGCAGAAAAACUUGCAGACAGUCUUAUGCUAAACAUGACGGGCAACAUUUAUAGAAUCUGCAGGAGAAUACAAUCGCUGAAAGCAAAGGAAAAGUGA
Messenger RNA from Macrobrachium nipponense, 606 nucleotides. Its product is annotated as plasminogen-binding group A streptococcal M-like protein PAM. The record is from RefSeq and is a predicted model, not a curated record. Lineage: Eukaryota; Metazoa; Arthropoda; Malacostraca; Decapoda; Palaemonidae. The transcript has a single exon. The coding region runs from base 1 to 606 and encodes 201 amino acids.